Ceutorhynchus assimilis (cabbage seed weevil) is the source of this 327-nucleotide messenger RNA. Lineage: Eukaryota; Metazoa; Arthropoda; Insecta; Coleoptera; Curculionidae. The record is from the annotation of a GenBank genome assembly.
AUGGUAAAGCUCACUUGGGUUUAUCUCUCCAAUCUAGAUUUUGAAACAAAGCCAGAUGAUAUUCUGGCUGUACUCGAUCCUAAGUUUGCUCAUAUCUACCAGUGUCAUAAACUACCCUCAAGAUUUGAAAACCCGAAUAGUGCAGCCUUUAAACUGGGUAUUCCUGAAGAACUGGAAGAAAAGUACCUCUCCACGAACUUUUGUGUUGUUGGCCGAUAUAAAAAUGUAGGUCGGGACAAUCAUGGAAGACCCAAAGGUUUUUAUCGAGGUUUUUAUCGGUCCCAUAAAAAAAUUUCACAAUCAAUACGUCGUCGGAACUGGCAGUAG